AUGAAGAACCAGAUCUCCCUGGCGGAAAUGAUUACGGACCGAGAUGAGGGUGCCCUGAAACAUCUUAUCGACAUUCGCAUGGAGUACCUUGACAAGCCCGGAUUCCGUCUCAUUUUCGAAUUCGCGGAGAACAACUACUUCACCAACAAGACCAUCACGAAGACCUACUACUACCAAAACGAGAGUGGGUAUGGGGGCGACUUCAUCUACGACCAUGCCGAAGGCGACAAGAUCAACUGGAAGGAGAGUCAAGAUCUCACAGUUCGCGUUGAAAGCAAGAAGCAGAGAAACAAGAACACAAAGCAAACACGCAUCGUCAAAAAGACUGUCCCAACCGAGUCGUUCUUCAACUUCUUCACCCCCCCUCUGGCUCCCACCGAAGACCAAGACGACGCCGCCUCGGACAUUGAGGAGCGUCUCGAACUUGAUUACCAGCUUGGAGAGGACAUCAAAGAGAAGCUUAUUCCUCGCGCCAUCGAUUGGUUUACUGGCGAGGCACUUGCUUUUGAGGAGCUGGACGACGAUGAGCUGGAGGGCGAGUAUGAUGACGAGGAUGACGAUGAAGACGACGAUCUCAGUGAGGAUCGCGACGACGAUGAGGAGUCGGAGGAGGAUGACGACACUGGCAAGCCGAAACAGGAGGCAGCUGAGUGCAAGCAAAGCUAAAUUCAUCGAACCCUCCACUGUGCACACGCUUAGUGGCACAGGAAGUAGCUCAUUGCCUCUGUUUCCCAGAUUCGACUCGAGUCUGUUCGUAGUGGAUCGCAAUCAUUUCACUCCAUCGAGUGCGUCCGCAACAUGCACAGCAGGACACACCGGCCGGGCGGUAGGAUGGCAGAUGGCCUGACAAAACCAGAUGUUUGCUUGUCUGCCUGGCUUUAUUUCGACGCGAUAGACGGUAAUUGAAGUUUGAGUCUCAGGUGCGUCCUGUACCAAAUGUGGACUGGCACAGCUGGACUACGAGUACAUCUGUGGUUCGUUUUGAAGUUUGCACUGCCGCACACAGUUCUUUUUUUCUCCUUGUCCGAGGUGGAGUUGCGCAAACGCUGCAGUAGAAAAGCUCGGGUGCUCUUGGAAGCAUUUAAUAUACUGAGAGGCGAACUGCUCUCUUGCAUGC
Verticillium alfalfae VaMs.102 is the source of this 1117-nucleotide messenger RNA. RefSeq names its product nucleosome assembly protein. Gene Ontology annotation, molecular function: chromatin binding; histone binding. The coding region runs from base 1 to 666 and encodes 221 amino acids. Gene Ontology annotation, biological process: nucleosome assembly. Gene Ontology annotation, cellular component: chromatin; nucleus. The transcript has 3 exons. Lineage: Eukaryota; Fungi; Ascomycota; Sordariomycetes; Glomerellales; Plectosphaerellaceae. The record is from RefSeq and is a predicted model, not a curated record.